AUGGGGAAGUUUCCUCUAGCCAAUGUGUUGAUCCUUCUCUUGAACUUGGGUACUUUGCUCAAUGUUCUUGCUUGUCCUUAUUGUCCAUACCCAUCUCCUUCUAAGCCUCCAAAACACCAUCCAAUAGUGAAGCCACCAAUUCACAAAUCACCAAAGCAGCAUCCUAUAGUGAAACCACCGGUUCACAAACCACCAAAGUACCCUCCAUAUCAUGGUGAGCCACCCUGUCCACCACCCAAAUCAUCACCAAAACCACCUUAUGUUCCCAAGCCUCCAGUGGUUAAACCCCCUUUGCAUCCACCUUAUGUUCCAAAACCUCCAAUUGUUAAACCACCAAUAGUGCAUCCACCUUAUGUUCCAAAACCUCCAAUUGUUAAACCACCAAUAGUGCAUCCACCUUAUGCUCCAAAACCUCCUCAUUAUCCCAAGCCCCCCAUUGUUAAACCACCAAUAGUGCAUCCACCUUAUGUUCCAAAACCUCCUCAUUAUCCCAAGCCCCCCAUUGUUAAACCACCAAUAGUGUAUCCACCUUAUGUGCCAAAACCACCUCCAUAUGUGCCUAAACCACCAGUUGUGAAACCUCCCUAUGUGCCUAAACCACCAGUGGUAACACCACCUUAUGUGCCUAAACCACCGGUGGUAACACCACCUUACGUGCCAAAACCACCUGUGGUAACACCACCUUACGUACCAAAGCCACCAGUGGUAACACCACCUUACGUGCCAAAACCACCAGUGGUAACACCACCUUAUGUGCCUAAACCACCUGUGGUAACACCACCUUAUGUUCCAAAGCCACCAGUGGUUACACCACCUUAUGUCCCAAAACCUCCAAUUGUCAAACCACCCAUUGUUUUUCCUCCUUAUGUCCCUGUACCAUCACCACCCUAUGUGACACCACCUACCCCACCAGUUGUUACACCGCCAGUGGUUACACCACCAUCACCGCCAGUGGUUACACCACCAACACCGCCAGUGGUUACACCACCGACACCACCAGUGGUUACUCCACCAAGUCCUCCUACUGAAACACCAUGUCCUCCACCACCACCAGCACAACCAACAUGCCCCAUUGACACUUUAAAGCUAGGUGCAUGUGUUGAUGUUCUUGGUGGCCUCAUACACAUUGGAAUUGGUAGCAGUGCUACACAAACAUGUUGCCCAGUGCUUCAAGGGCUUCUAGAUUUGGAUGCUGCUGUGUGCCUCUGUACCACCAUUAGAGCCAAGCUUCUUAACAUCAACAUCAUAAUCCCCAUUGCUCUUCAGCUCCUACUUGACUGUGGCAAGACUCCACCAGAAGGAUUUAAGUGUUCAUGAGCAAAUUAAUAU
Messenger RNA from Gastrolobium bilobum, 1329 nucleotides. RefSeq names its product 36.4 kDa proline-rich protein. The coding region runs from base 1 to 1317 and encodes 438 amino acids. NCBI's taxonomy places the organism in Eukaryota, Viridiplantae, Streptophyta, Magnoliopsida, Fabales, Fabaceae. The record is from RefSeq and is a predicted model, not a curated record. The transcript has a single exon.